GAGGUGUCAGAGGAGGUUAGAACACCUCUGGGUUCACAUCAAGGGAGUGGCUUCACAAGGUCAGUUGGUUGAGAACCUCGGCAUAGCUUCAUAUUACUCCUUACCAGUUCAUAUUUGUGUAAUUAUAUACAUUAUAUGUGCCUUUUAAUCAGCAGAUGCAUUUAUUUUCACUUUUUCUAAUAUAUGUCCUUUAGAAAAAACAGUCUUAUAAUCCAAGUGUUGUGAACCAAGGACAUUUUCCUUGAUUUCUUUCAAUAGUGAACCAACAAGAGAAGAGCCCCCAUCAUCGGCCUCAUCCAGUGUCCGACGACCCAGUGCGCUACGACCCAGUGCCCUAAAACCCCAAAGGUCAAAUUCCCUUCCUGCCAGUAGAAGUGGUAGUAGACCAGCAACUCCCACAGCAGCAGGUCAAGAGCUACAACUGGUUCCUGAGUUCCUUACUACCCAAAAGGAAAUUCGAGGUCUGCUGAAGGACCUGGUGGUGGAGCAACGGACAAAUGGAAACCAUCUACGGGAUAUCGCCCAAGGUUUUACGGAAAUGGGGAAGUUAGGCAACCAUGUACAGGAUAUUGGCCAAAGUCUUAGGGGAAUAGGCGAGGCACUGAUGGCCAUAACGGGGGCUAUCAUUAUUUAUUUAUUAUUUACUCUCCUCCACCUCAACACUAUUCUUUCCCACCUCUCCGUUACCCUCACAGUAGUUUUUCUUCCCAUCCACCUCUAUGAUUACGACCCAUCUCUCCUUAUACCGGCCACACAUCCGUCCCCUUCGCGGCCAGCACACACGAAGCUGCCAUUGCGUUCCCUCUUAACUAUAUUAUCGCCUACAUUUGCUCGGUGGUCAUGAUUCUUUCGUAUCCUUCUAGUCAAAUACACAGUGCAUGUCUCUAGCAGUAUUUCGGGCUUUAUUGUGAGUUCUGUAUAUGUAUUAGUCUUUGUGUCAUCGCUUCUUUCUAAUUUGCAUUCUUCGGCGUCUCAGCAAUACCCAGGAGGCUUGUUUUUGAGUACCCACCACACCAUACUUUCCCUCUGACAUAACUGCUGCGUCUGUGUUCUUCCUCCUCCACAAUUCUUCCUCUGUUCCACUAUUUUUCCUCCAUUUCUCUAUAUGCUUCCUCAAUUCCCAUCCUCUUCCUCCAUUUCUCUGUAUGCUUCCUCAAUUCCCUUCCUCUUCCUCAAUUCUUUCUCUAUCCUUUCUCCUUUCCUCUAUUCAUAUCCCUGUCACUUUGUAUUAUUCCUCCCCUUCCUCAUCCUAUCCACACCCCCAGAGAGAAAACUAUCGUGCAUUUAUUCUUUUCUGUGCCUCUAAAACGAGCGCAAAGAAGCGACACCCCACAAUGGCCGCUCUCGUUAUUAUGUACCUAGCGUUCUUCCACUCCACCACCAUCACGAGACCCCCAGGUAGAGAUACAGAAGAAAAAAAAGCAAGAAAAAAAACUGCCGGCAACAACAAAGUGACCAUCAGCACACUUCUCUCCCUCCCUCCUCUCUCUCUCUCCUUUCUCUCCCUCCCUCGCUCGCUCCUUCUCUUCCCUCCCUCCGUGCCUUCCUCCUUCCCUUUUCUCCCUCUCUUCCUCUCUUCCACGUACUAUCUCGAUUCCUCCCCUCCGUUUCUUCUCCCUGUCCUCUCUCUUUCUCUCCCCUCUCUUUCUCUUCCUUUAUCCCUACUUCUCUUCUUCCUUUCUCUCCAUUCCUCGCUUCUUUUCUACCUCCCUCCCUCCUUUCCACUCUUCCUUGUAUCAAACUUUCUUCCCUUCCUUUUCUCCCUCUUUCUCUCCUCUUUUCCUCUUCCUUUAUAUCUUUUUCUCUUCUCCUAUUCCUUUCUUCCAUUUCUUUCUUCCUCUUUGUCUUUGUCUUCCUGCUCCUCACCCCUUGCCCCAUCUUUUUCUUCUUGCAUUCUUCCCGCUCCUCUUUCUUCCCUCUAUUUAUAUUACACCCUUUCCUCUUCUAUCCUCCCUCCUUCGCUGCUUCAUUUCUACACCUCUCCCUCCUUCCAUCUAUUCUGUUGUUUAUCUUCAUUCCUCUAUUCUUCCUCCCUUCUGCCUCUCGAGUACUUUCUCCCAAUUCCUUCUUUCCCUCUCUUUUUAAUUCAUCCAUCUCUCCUUCCCUCCCUCACCCUCUUUCUUUAUUCUUCUCCCUUUCCUUCCUUCUGUUCUCUAUUCAUCCAUCUCUCUAUUUUUCCUACCACUCUUCUUUUGUUAUCUAGCUCCCUCUUUCUUUCCCUCUCUUCUUCUUCAGCCAUCUCUCCCUCCUUCCCUCCCUUUCUUCUUUCUUCUCUCCAUCUUUCUUUCCCUUCCUCCUUAUCUUCUCUCUUCGGCCAUCUCUCCUUUCUCCUCACCUCUCCUCACUCUUUAUCCCUCUCUCCCUCAUUCUCUCUCUCCCUGCAUCAUCCCCCUCCUUCAUCGGCUUCCUUCCACGGCUGUUCCUUCAUUGAUAUUUCCGCCCCUCGCCCCAUGUCAUGUUCCUCCCGACAUGCAGAUCAGCGGCCAUGACAGGCUAGUUAGCGGCGCCCUCUGUUGGCCGGGAGAUUAAUUACGAUCAGAAUGAAGGAUGAAUGUAUCGUAGGAGUAGGUUGUUAGGAAGUUUAUCUGUUGUUUUUCAUGCUUGUGUUUCUUCCUUUAGUUUUUCUUUCUGGUCUUUUUUUUUUCUUGUUCUUGCUCUUGUUAUUGUUCUUCUCGUUUUCUCUCUUGGUCUUCUUUUUUUCCUUCUGCUUUUUCUUCUUUUUCUUCUUCUUUUUCUUUUUUUCUUUUUUCUUCCUCUUAUUUUUUUCUUAUUCCUUUUCUUUUUUCUUUUACUAUUGUUAUUUUUUUUCUUAUUUUCCUUUUUUUUUAAUAUUUUUCGUUUCCUUUUCUUCUUUUUUCCUCCUCGUCCUCCUCCUUGUCCUCAUCAUCUUCCUCGUCCUCUU
This is a messenger RNA of Eriocheir sinensis (Chinese mitten crab), 2902 nucleotides long. RefSeq lists its product as uncharacterized. Lineage: Eukaryota; Metazoa; Arthropoda; Malacostraca; Decapoda; Varunidae. The record is from RefSeq and is a predicted model, not a curated record. The transcript is spliced from 2 exons. Bases 1146 to 2489 code for a protein of 447 amino acids.